Molecule: messenger RNA, 1056 nt
Organism: Macrosteles quadrilineatus (aster leafhopper)
Lineage: Eukaryota; Metazoa; Arthropoda; Insecta; Hemiptera; Cicadellidae
Product: retinol dehydrogenase 14-like
Exons: 7
Coding region: 38-997 (319 amino acids)
Source: RefSeq, a predicted model, not a curated record
AUCACGUCCAAAUGUUUUGAAAAAGCUUUCUAGAGAAAUGUCUUGGCUAUUUGGUAAUACUGGGAAAAGCGAUAAGAGGAUGGAUGGUAAAACUGCCAUAGUGACUGGAAGUUCAUCCGGAGUUGGGUAUCACACUGCCCUAGAGCUGUACAAAAGAGGAGGAAGUGUAGUUUUAGCUAGCAGAUCUCUGAGAAAACUGCAAGAAACAGAACAAAGAUUCAAGAGAUAUUGUGCCAAUCUGAAGAAUGUUGGUCAACUUUCAAUCAUAGAGUUGGACUUAUCAUCAUUAGAGUCUGUCAGGAAAUGUGCCAAGACAUUGCUUGAUCAACAGCCAGAAAUACACAUUUUGGUAAACAAUGCAGGUGUGGUGUUGUAUAACCGUGAGUUGAGUGAGGAUGGCUACGAGAUGCAGUUUGCUGUCAAUCAUCUCGGCCACUUCCUACUCACUUUACUGCUCCUGCCUCGGAUCAUCAGGUCAGCUCCUUCCAGGAUCAUCAAUGUCACAUCAGAGCCCCAUUGUAUAGCUAACGACAUAGACUUGGACAACAUUAACUGUGAGGAAUCAUAUUUUUACCACACAGUGUACAGCCAAACUAAACUAGCGAACAUUUUAUUCUCAAACGAAUUGGUCAGAAGAUUAAAAGCUUGCGGAGUGACUGGAGUGACAGUGUACAAUGCCAAUCCAGGAGGAGUGAGAACAAAGAUGAGUGAUGAAUUUGCCUCAAUGAUCUUUCCUGGAGUCCUGUGGCUGUACAGGAAGAUUCAGUGGUUGGUCCUACAUUCCCCAGUCUACGGAGCGGCAACGACCAUACAGUGUGCAUUGGGCGAAUCAGAGGGGCGACAAACUGGACUGUACUAUACAGACUGUAAAGUUGCAGUACCUCCAAAAUCCACAAAAAAUGAAAAGAAAGCCAAACAACUGUGGGAUAUCAGCAUAAGAAUGACACAGCUUGUAAACAAAAACAGAAGUGAUGAUGAUUUCUUUUAUUCAGACUAAAUUAUAGGUUGAAAAAUGUAUACACUUUAAUUACUUAUAUAAAUAAAUGAUGAUGUCUC